Molecule: messenger RNA, 1125 nt
Organism: Copidosoma floridanum
Lineage: Eukaryota; Metazoa; Arthropoda; Insecta; Hymenoptera; Encyrtidae
Product: bifunctional methylenetetrahydrofolate dehydrogenase/cyclohydrolase, mitochondrial pseudogene
Source: RefSeq, a predicted model, not a curated record
AUGUCGAUUUUCAGAUUUUUCAGACCUUUCUUUGGUUAUUGGUCGAGAAGAUUGUACUCUUACAAGUCACUAUGUGGAGCUAGUGACAUAGACGGAAAAAGCAUUGCAGACAAAGUGUUGCAAGAAAUAAAAGUUGAAGUAGAUGAAUGGGUCGACGCUGGAGGAAAAAAACCCAAGUUGAUUUCUAUUUUAGUUGGGGAAAAUCCUUCCAGCAAAAUUUACAUUGAAAGAAUGAUUAAGACUGGCAAGAGGGUUGGUAUCGACAUUGAAAUUUUGCAUUUCGAAGCAGAUAUAUCCCAAGUGGAUUUGUUGAAAAACAUCCAAAAACUGAACGAUGAUCCUGACGUGGACGGCAUACUAGUCCAAUUUCCUGUUUCCAAGCACAUCAGCGAAAGAGAAGUUUGUCGUGCUGUCGUACCUUCCAAGGACGUUGAUGGCUUUCAUCCAUACAACAUUGGGAGACUAGCUCUGAAUAGCAAGGGAAUGAUACCUGCAACUGCUCUGGGAGUGAAAGAGUUAAUCGUGAGGUCUCAAAUCCCAACUUUUUGUAAAAAUGCUGUGGUCAUUGGAAGAUCAAAGCAUAUUGGUUUACCGAUUGCCUUGCUAUUGCACUCAGAUGAAAAUAAUGAUUUUCCUGGGCUUGAUUUGACGACGACCAUUUGUCACAGAUACACUCAACCAGCUGAGCUCAAGAGAUACACCAAGAAUGCAGAUAUUGUUGUGUCAUCAGCAGGUGUUCCUGGAUUGGUGACCAAAGACAUGAUCAAGCCGGGAGCAUGUGUCAUCGACGUUGGCAUCACCAGGGUCAAAGUUGACCACGAAAAGUUUAAAUUUGUCGGUGACGUAGAUUACGAAUCGGUUAGAGAGGUUGCUGGCUACAUAACCCCGGUACCUGGAGGUGUUGGGCCAAUGACUGUGGCCAUGAUUAUGAAAAAUACAUUCAAUGCAGCGAAAAAGCUCCUUCGGCUGGAGGAGCGAGAGAGUGAGAUAAAAGGACGGGUAGCGGAGAUAAAUAAAAAUCGAGUCGAGGAAAAAGAGAACGAUAUGUAUACUAGGAACCGGACGACGCCUUCAACCUAUAACUCAAGAGGCAAGGACUUGUCAUUCGGUAAUCCUGUAUUGUAG